This is a messenger RNA of Parnassius mnemosyne (clouded apollo), 1005 nucleotides long. NCBI's taxonomy places the organism in Eukaryota, Metazoa, Arthropoda, Insecta, Lepidoptera, Papilionidae. The record is from the annotation of a GenBank genome assembly.
AUGAUUUCUGCCCCAGCUUUGUACGCUGCUUUGCCAAUAUCCGUAUUGGUUGCAAUAGGCUUUAUACGUAAGUGGAGAUCGCGAAAUUGGGGAAAAUGUGUAAGUAAUACAUGUUUGCGAGGCAAAACUUUCCUAAUUACCGGUGCCAACAGUGGUAUAGGGCUUGAAACUGCUAAAGCCCUGGUAAGGCGUAAAGCUAGAGUGAUUUUUGCUUGUCGGGAUAUUACAAAAGCAAAAGAAGCAAUAAACGCUAUCAGAAAAGAACAACCUUCGGGAGGAGAACUGAUACCAAUGCAAUUGGAUCUUGCUUCAUUUGAAUCAAUUGAGAACUUUGUUGAAGUAAUCAAAGCAGGUUUCCACAAGAUUGAUGUUCUAAUUAAUAAUGCUGGGGUUGUAGUACCAUUAAGUCAAGAUGAAAAAACAAAAGAAGGUUUUGAAAUACAUUUUGGAGUUAAUCACUUGGGGCAUUUCUAUUUAACCAAUUUAUUGUUAGACCAUUUGAAAAGGGCUUCACCAAGUAGAAUUGUUGUUGUUUCUUCAACACUUCAUGAAAGGGCGAAACUCGACUUUAAUGAUUUGAACUUAAGAGCUGAAAUUGAAAAAGCAAAACAAGGCAGAGUUAGUCAGCGUCACAAUCUGGGUUACUGCAACUCAAAACUUAUGAAUGCAUACUUUGUAAGGGCACUGGCUGACAGAUUGCGAGACAGCGGAAUAGAUGUUCAUGCAUGCUGUCCAGGCUUUUGUUACACCAACCUAUUUAGGAACUCUGUAAGAUGGUACCAUUAUAUCUUAAUGUUUCCAGUGGUAUUAUUGUUCAUGAGGUCUGCUAAACAAGGUUCUGAAACGGUAGUUUACUGUGCAUCCGACUACAGCAUCGAGGGUCGUUCUGGCAAGUUUUAUCGGGACUGUGCCGAGUACAAUUCCAAAUAUCCGUUUAAUAAAGAAGAAGAAAUUAAACUGUGGAACAUCAGCGAGGAGCUUAUAAAAGCUAGGAAACCACUUUGA